Molecule: messenger RNA, 1768 nt
Organism: Pseudonaja textilis
Lineage: Eukaryota; Metazoa; Chordata; Lepidosauria; Squamata; Elapidae
Biological process (GO): regulation of gene expression
Cellular component (GO): nucleus
Source: RefSeq, a predicted model, not a curated record
GGGCCGGGGGUCCAGUUUCCGGUCCUUCCUGCCCCCCGCCCCCCAUUCUGGUCUCCCGACGUCUCUUAAGCCGGGGGCUGCGGGGUUCCCCUCGUGGGGAAGGGCGCUCAAGACAAAGAGGAUGCUGAUAAAAGCACUCGGGACAACUGAGAGUCACAAGCAAGGUUAAAAAAAGAAAGCAAAUCAAGCCAGAAACCAAGUUAUUUGUCAUUUCCUUCAGAAAACUACACAAUUUUUCUUCCACAGAAGCUGAGAAACAAAGAAUAGAAAAUCAAAAAGAAGAUUUUUUUUGAGUUGGAAUGAGUAAUUUAUAUAGAACACAAGAACACACUAUAUGAAAAGAUCAGAGGAGAUUAUUUUUCCAUUCAGAAAAAGAAGGAAAUAUCUGGAAGUCAGUGCGGAGUAAAAGGUUAAUUGAACGGUCACAUAUGGCGGACAUAAUGCAGGAUUCACCCUGUGAGGAAGAAAAUACUUUGAAUCAAAGCUCCACCCAGCAAGGAUCACACAUAUUUUUGACCUCUUCAAUAUCAGUGGUGGAAAAGCUUCACAGAUCUGCCUAUUGUGGGAAAGAAACAGAUUGCAACUCACAGCUGAUUAUGGACAACAUGAUCCACAUUGGAGAAAAGCCAUACAAAUAUUCUGAAUGUGGCAAAAGUUUUGGUCAAAACUGCUCCCUUGUGGUUGAUGGAAGGACCCACACAGAACAGAAGCCCUACCCAUUUUCCCAAUGUGAUGAAAGCUUUGGCAUGCAUGGCAACUUGGUAAUACAUCAGAGGACUCACCACAGGGAGAAAUCAUAUGACUGUCCUGAUUGUGGGAAGAGUUUCACUGGAAAUUCCCACCUCAUGAGACACCUGAGGACUCACACAGGAGAGAAACCCUUUGAAUGUCCUGAUUGUGGGAGAAGUUUCAGUCAGAAUUCCACCCUGGUGAAACAUCAGAGGACUCACACAGGGGAGAAACUCUUUGAAUGUCCUGAGUGUGGGAAAAGUUUCAGUCAAAAUUUCAACCUGGUGAUACACCUGAGGACUCACACGGGAGAGAAACCCUUUGAAUGUCCUGAGUGUGGGAAAAGUUUCAGUCAGAAUUCCAACCUGGUGAUACAUCAGAGGACUCACACAGGAGAGAAAUUGUAUGACUGUCCUGAUUGUGGGAAGAGUUUCAUUACAAAUUCCCACCUGGUGAUCCACCAGAGGACUCACACAGGAGAGAAACCCUUUGAAUGUCCUAUUUGUGGGAAGAGUUUCAGUCAGAAUUACAGCCUAGUGAUACACCAGAGGACCCACACAGGAGAGAAACCCUUUGAAUGUUCUGAUUGUGGGAAGAGUUUUAGUCAGAAUUCACACUUGGUGAUACACCAGAGGAUUCACACAGGAGAGAAACCGUAUGAGUGUCCAGAGUGUGGGAAAAGUUUCAGUCGGAAUUCCAGCCUGGUGGUACACCAGAGGAUACAUACAGGAGAGAAACCUUAUGAAUGUCCGGAUUGUGGGAAAGAUUUUAGUAGUAGGUCUAGUCUUCUAAGUCAUGUAGGUUUACACACAGGGGAAAAACCUUUCAAAUGUCCAGUCUGUGGACGGUACUUCAUGCGUAAAUCAUCUCUUAUUGCACAUGAGGAAAUCCACACAAGGCAAAAAUUGAUGACUUUAGAGAAAGCUUGAAUUUCUUUUGUGAUCUCUCAUUGGCACUCUAAGUGAGAAAUUGACUACAGGUCAUCUACUUACAAUCAGAAUUGCGCCCCAAAGUUAUGUUGCUUCGUGAGAAAUUUGUU